UGGACCAGCCUUUAACGAACCCAUAAGCAAUCUCUGCACAUUCAUUCGAUCUCCUCUCCAACCCUUUUCUAACCAUAAACCCUGAUCACAUAGAGAAAUACACCUAUACUACUCACCAUCAGUCUCUGCUUGCCAUGGGUUGCUCCUCAUCUCUUCCAGAUAGGACUUCUGGGCGUUUGGCUGGCCCGAACAUCGAGAAUGGCGGAGCGCCCGACCCGAAAAAUCUUCGCGUGAAGCUGGUUUUGUUAGGUGAUUCUGGUGUUGGUAAAAGCUGUAUUGUUCUUCGCUUUGUUCGUGGUCAGUUUGACCCAACAUCCAAGGUAACUGUUGGAGCUUCAUUCUUAUCACAGACAAUAGCUCUGCAAGACUCCACAACGGUUAAGUUUGAAAUAUGGGAUACUGCUGGCCAAGAGAGGUAUGCUGCAUUGGCACCACUUUACUACCGAGGUGCUGCAGUUGCAGUUGUUGUGUAUGAUAUAACAAGCCCAGACUCAUUCACCAAAGCACAAUAUUGGGUUAAGGAGCUACAAAAACAUGGAAGUCCUGAUAUAGUCAUGGCCUUAGUUGGUAACAAAGCUGAUCUUCAGGAGAAGCGAGAAGUACCAGUUCAGGAUGGCAUUGACUAUGCGGAGAAGAAUGGAAUGUUUUUUAUCGAGACAUCUGCAAAGACAGCAGAUAAUAUAAAUCAGCUAUUUGAGGAAAUUGCCAAGCGACUACCCCGCCCUCCCUCUUCAUGAAAUGGCAGAACCUUAAAACUGAAUUAACUCUGCUCUAGUUGUGGGAGCCCUUAUUUGUUUGAAAUAUUGAGCUUGUGUAUAUUGUGAUAUAUAUAUAAAAUUAAAACUUCGUUAUUA
Molecule: messenger RNA, 854 nt
Organism: Corylus avellana
Lineage: Eukaryota; Viridiplantae; Streptophyta; Magnoliopsida; Fagales; Betulaceae
Gene: ARA6
Product: Ras-related small GTP-binding family protein
Molecular function (GO): GTP binding; GTPase activity
Source: RefSeq, a predicted model, not a curated record